Messenger RNA from Pecten maximus, 2978 nucleotides. RefSeq names its product sodium-dependent glucose transporter 1B-like. NCBI's taxonomy places the organism in Eukaryota, Metazoa, Mollusca, Bivalvia, Pectinida, Pectinidae. Gene Ontology annotation, biological process: transmembrane transport. The record is from RefSeq and is a predicted model, not a curated record. The transcript has 3 exons. Bases 1348 to 2892 code for a protein of 514 amino acids.
CAAUGCAAUAUGAAAUUUAUCAAGUACUUUUGUACGAGAAAUAUAUUGAAUUUAAAAGGGAGGGUACACAUUUUUUACAGAAUCAUGUUAGGUGGCGCUGCGUAUACAGCAUUUGCCAAUUUUCGUUUUAGCGUCUAAAAUGACAUGUAUUUGGUAAAAGUCUAUCAUAAUAUCAUGCAUCAAAUAAGAUUCGGCCGUAGGCCGCCAUGCACCACCUCCUUUGAAAUAAAGUGAUGAAAUAAACUUGUAUACCUAUAUCAAAAGGUCAGAGGCAACAAAUGUCUUUCAAACAUUCAAAGGUGUGUGUCAAGGUGAUGCAAUUGGUCCCUUACUUUUGAACUAUUUAGGAGACAGGUUCUUUUAUAAUAAAACAAUUAUAAGGUAAAAUGAUGAAGUCUGUCACUGAAUAAGUUGGGGGGUGAGUAAGUUUGGGGAACUGUACUUUGUGAACAUUGAACAGCUGCUUUGGUCGGUAUCAGAACUGCCGGAGCUGUGAAAUAAAGCAAUGACAAAAAUGUAUGAUUGUAUCUCUUAUGGCAUGUUUACUGGUAUAAUGAAAGAAAAUCAAACAAAGAAUAUAUAGAAUAAAUCAUGUCUUGUUCUGCACGAUCACGACCCUGAAGUAUGUUCGUAUAGGGUCGUUCAUUCACUGUCACUCUCAGACACUCAACCAUUAUGGCAUCAUCCACACAGGUGCAAUAACUUGAUGAGCAAUAGGAUGUGCUAUACCAGACUGAUAAAUAUUUUGUUCUUAUGUGUAUUAAGGCACAAAAGCGAAAGAUUCCAAAAAUAUCAUAAAGUUUCGUAAAAAUUGAGUCAAUCUGGUAAUUGUCAAAUCAUAUUCUUCUACAUCUUACGCUAACCACGACAUCUACAUUGGUGUUUAGCGGAAAUGUAAAGAUGAACAACAGUAUAUUAUUCAUUUGUCCCAUUUACGUACAUGCUCAACACUUUAUACUUUAUUUAUCCUUUGAUAGUAACACCCAUACUUCUUUCGUGUGUGUGGCGUCGUUCCAUUUGCUCAGCCCCUUGUUUACUCCUCUGUCAUACUUUAUCCUGGUACUUUUUGGAAAGUUUCAAUGCUAUUAUAUAUUUUUGUUCAUAUUUUGUCCAAGGUUUAUAGAGUCUGAUUUUUUGUUUCGCUAUUGUUUUCGUUAUUUGUUGCUUUUAUUUAAUAUUAUACGUAUAUGGCGGCAGUCGAUGACUAAGCCUUCAGCAAAUUUGUUUUGUUGUAAUAGUCUUUGUCUUGCAGUUGAGACGUAAGAAUGAUCGUACAAGGCGACCUUAAAUGACCUUAGCAAUGGAUAGGACAUUAAACAAUACCAAACCAAGCCACUGUAAUCUUCUAUGUUCUUUGUUUACUUUGAUAGCGAUUUGUUAAACAAUAUGGCCGAGUUGAAGACUAUUACACAAACAGUCAACCCACCAGACAAAGACGAAGUGAUUCAGUCAAAGGAAGCUGCUAUCACUGGAAAAGAAAAGUUAACGAAAGACGAGGAGACGACAUUUAGCAAGGCGAUAAGGACAAUGGUGCUUGUUUUUGUGUGGAUUUCAAUGGGGACAUACAUGGAAAUCAAUGGUCCAACAUUGAAAGACUUGAUUCUUAGAACCGGAAGUAGCUACGAGGAUGUGACAGGGGCUGUUUCCGGUCGUAGUGUCGGUAAAUUUGUCGGUGUAGUAAUUGGUGGAUUGAUCACGGACAGGUUUGGACGUUAUUGCGACCUCUUCAUUGCUGUAUCACUUACCUUGGCCGCAGUUUCGGUGGCUGUUGUUCCCUGGAUCAACAACACUGAUGCCUUAUGGGUAUUCUACCUCCUCCUUGGUAUUACAAUCGGGGUCAUUGAUAUUGCUGGACAGCGAAUAGUGUUGGUUAGUUGGAAGGAAAAGUCGGCCUCACCAAUGCACAUUAUCCACCUCGGUUAUGGCGUGGGCGGUUUCAUCGCUCCCCUUUUAGCUAAUCCCUACCUUGCUGUUACGGAAACGGUUGGCCCAAAUAAAACCAACUCAUCCAUUUUAAACAUCUCUGUGAUAUCCACAACCUCAGUCCCAUCAACAACAACAAUUGAUGUUAUAUCCUCAUCACGGAUAGAAUAUGCAUAUUUUUUCGCCGCUGGUAUAGCAGCAUUGAUAGCCAGCGUCCUAUACCUGUAUCAGUGUAAAACAUCUCAACGUUUAAAUCGCGAUAAAGAGGAGACUGUCGACCGGAAACUCGCGAAAGUCAGAAAAUGGCGGGACAUGAUAAACCCUGCCUCCUGUGCUGACGGCAACUUCUGUUUUGGUUCUCUGAUUCUGGUAACAUUGUUUCUGAAAUACUUUGUGUACACUGCCUGUGACCGAAUGUACUCCACCUUCAUCAGGUCAUACUCCAUCGACCAACUGGACUUCAGUAGUGACGACGCUAGCUACCUUAACACUUUGUACUGGAUAUUUUACGCUGUUGGUAGAUUUGUGGGGUUCAUUUCCACUCGAUGGAUCAGUGUCAAGAUUCUUCUAGUUAUAGAAUCCGUCUGUCUGGUAUGUGUCUGUGUUGGUUUGUACACAGUCGGUACGUAUUCCCAAACAGCACUGUGGGUCUUAACGGGGAUGGCGGGGUUCUUCAUUGGUCCUAUCUUUCCCUCAGGAAUUGCAUGGGGUCACCUUCAUAUUGAACUUACUGGGCUGGCCAUUACUUGGGUCUUACUUGGGAGCUCUUUCGGUGGUCUUGCUUUUCUGAGAUUCGGCGGGUAUGCUUAUGAUCACCUGGGCGACAAGGCGUUCGUAUAUAUGCUUCUGAUUUUAUCAAUAGUGGUUCUGUGUGUCGAUGUAGUACUGACCAUCCUCAGUCUGACGAAGAAAUGUAUUACCGGGAAGUCGUAUAGCGUAGACCCUCAUAACAAGAAACACACUGUGUGAAAUGGACCUCUGGUGUUGGUAUGUUGUCGCUUUGGUAGUACUCAAACCGCGCCAAAGCGAGAUUUAAGGGGCAUCUAAACAGCAAA